Molecule: messenger RNA, 343 nt
Organism: Pteronotus mesoamericanus
Lineage: Eukaryota; Metazoa; Chordata; Mammalia; Chiroptera; Mormoopidae
Product: cornifin-B-like
Exons: 2
Coding region: 56-343 (95 amino acids)
Source: RefSeq, a predicted model, not a curated record
UUCACCAAACUACUGGGUCAACUGUUCUGUCUCUAGGUCCAGUCUCCUUUGAAGCAUGAGUUCCUACCAGCAGAAGCAACAGCACACCCUGCCUCCCCAGCUUGAGCAGCAGCAGGUGAAACAGCCCCAGCUGCCCCCACCUCAAGAAACAUUUGUUCCCAUAACUAAGGAACCAUGCCAAACCAAGGAUCCUGGCCACACCAAGGUUCCUCAGCCUGGCCACACCAAGGUUCCAGAGCCAGUCCACCCUCAGGUCCCUCAGCAUGACAGGCCUAUGAUCCCUGAGCCACUUCCUCCAGUGGUCAUUCCAGACCUAUCCCAGCAGAAGACCAAGCAGAAGUAA